Ricinus communis (castor bean) is the source of this 2261-nucleotide messenger RNA. Its product is annotated as nucleobase-ascorbate transporter 3. The record is from RefSeq and is a predicted model, not a curated record. Gene Ontology annotation, biological process: transmembrane transport. Lineage: Eukaryota; Viridiplantae; Streptophyta; Magnoliopsida; Malpighiales; Euphorbiaceae. The transcript is spliced from 14 exons. Gene Ontology annotation, cellular component: plasmodesma; plasma membrane. The coding region runs from base 484 to 2130 and encodes 548 amino acids. Gene Ontology annotation, molecular function: transmembrane transporter activity.
CUGAAACUGAAAGCCCACGCGUUCUUCUGCCCAUACGUUAUCGUAAAUGUUUAUGUUUUAUGAUUCUCAUUACACGACAACCUUAACUCAACUCUAAACUCCUUUCUCUCUCCUCUCUCAGUUUCUUACUGAUUCAAUUUUAAUCUUUUCUCCUUUUCUUCUUCAAAAGCUUCUUAAUUUAUUUCCAAUAAACUUGAUCAUUUCCUUUUCUUUUAUUUCUUCAUUUCUUUAUCUUUACUGUAUCUUUAUCUUCUUUUAUUUUCAUUUUCUUUCUGGUUUCGAUCACUUGUUGUGGCGAUACUGGCUCUUUUUUUCUGUCGGUGUUUUACUACAGCUUUUGAAAUGUUUUUCCUUUUCUUUUUCUCCCUUGAUUGAGAUAUAGACAAAAGAAGAGUCUUUCUAAGGUAUAUAGUUUUAAGUUUUAUCUAUUAAGGGAUAGUGGAAGAGUGACAACAAAAGGCAAACAAGAAAUAAUAAUAGUAAAUGGGGGAAACAGCCCACAACCACCAGCCACCUCCACCGCAAGCUGCGGCUGCACCACCACCUCCACCUCCAUCUCUUGGAGUUUCAAGGGGUCCUACUUGGACUCCGGCUGAGCAACUCCAGCAGCUUCAGUACUGCAUCCAUUCCAAUCCUUCUUGGCCUGAGACUACUUUACUAGCUUUUCAACACUAUAUUGUGAUGCUUGGAACUAUAGUCUUGAUUGCCAGUAAUCUUGUGCCUCAAAUGGGCGGAGACCAUGGUGAUAAAGCUCGCGUGAUUCAGACACUGCUAUUUAUGGCGGGAUUGAAUACACUGAUUCAAACAUUCAUCGGAUCAAGGCUUCCGACUGUGAUGAGCGCUUCAGUUGCAUUCACCAUACCAGUGUUGUCAAUCAUAAAGGACUUGUCUGAUGAGACCUUUGCAGAUGAACAUGAUAGGUUUAUCCACACUAUGAGGACCAUUCAAGGAUCACUAAUAGUUUCUUCCUUUGUCAACAUCAUCCUCGGGUUUAGUUUCGCAUGGGGCAAUUUGACAAGGUUAUUCAGUCCCAUUGUUAUAGUACCAGUAGUUUCUGUGGUGGGUCUUGGUCUGUUCAUGAGGGGCUUCCCAAUGCUUGCUAAUUGUGUGGAGGUUGGGUUGCCUAUGCUCAUUUUAUUGGUCAUGUGCCAGUAUUUGAAGCAUCUCCAUCCAAGGACUCGCCCUGUACUUGAGAGGUUUGGCUUGCUCUUCUGUGUUGGAAUUGUAUGGGCUUUUGCUGCCAUCCUCACUGUUUCUGGUGCUUACAACAAUGUCCGACAACAAACAAAAAUUAGCUGUCGCACAGAUCGAUCUUUUCUGAUAUCAUCUGCUCCAUGGGUUAGAGUCCCAUACCCUUUUCAGUGGGGUGCUCCUAUAUUUAGAGCAAGCCAUGUCUUUGGAAUGAUGGGAGCAGCACUUGUUUCAUCUGCAGAGUCCACCGGAGCAUAUUUUGCAGCAGCAAGGCUUUCGGGUGCUACACACCCUCCAGCACAUGUCCUCACCAGAAGCAUUGGUCUGCAGGGUGUUGGAAUGCUGCUUGAAGGAAUUUUUGGUGCUGCUGUUGGCAAUACUGUAUCUGUUGAAAAUGUUGGCCUUCUUGGAAUGACAAACAUUGGUAGCCGAAGAGUAGUGCAGAUUUCAACUGCUUUCAUGAUCUUUUUCUCCAUAUUUGGGAAGUUUGGUGCCUUUUUUGCUUCUAUUCCUCUGACAAUAUUUGCUGCCAUAUACUGUGUUCUAUUUGGCAUUGUUGCUGCUAUUGGGAUUUCAUUUAUACAGUUCUCUAACAAUAACUCCAUGAGAAAUCACUACAUCUUGGGCUUGUCUUUGUUCCUUGGGAUAUCUAUUCCUCAAUAUUUUGCCAGUAACACCACCAUAGAUGGGCAUGGGCCAGUUAGAACAGAUGGUGGAUGGUUUAAUGACAUAUUGAACACAAUAUUCUCAUCACCUCCAACUGUGGCAAUGACCGUCGGAACUGUGCUUGAUAGCACGCUUGAUGCAAGGCAUACGACCAACGACAGAGGACUUCCAUGGUGGAAACCUUUCCAGCACCGGAAAGGGGAUGUUAGAACGGAGGAGUUUUACAGUCUGCCCCUCAGGAUAAACGAGUGGUUACCCUCUAGAUUUCUCUAAAUACAGUUUACCUACUUGUAUAGUGGCUAUACAACGAGCAAAUUUCAUGUUAAUAUGCAUGAUGAGGCCUUUGUAAGUUGUUGGACAAAAUUUUAACCACUAGCUAUCAGGUAAAAUAUUUGUUUUGUUCA